Molecule: messenger RNA, 384 nt
Organism: Coccomyxa subellipsoidea C-169
Lineage: Eukaryota; Viridiplantae; Chlorophyta; Trebouxiophyceae; Coccomyxaceae
Exons: 4
Coding region: 1-384 (127 amino acids)
Cellular component (GO): nucleus; cytosol
Molecular function (GO): protein-N-terminal asparagine amidohydrolase activity; protein-N-terminal glutamine amidohydrolase activity
Source: RefSeq, a predicted model, not a curated record
AUGGUUCAGCUGCCCAAGCCCUGCGCCCUGGCUCUCUAUGCGCGGCGCGGUCUCGGCCCAGGAUCAAGCUUCCGGCUCGCAAGGAAGUUCCGGGUGGUUCCUGCAGCUGUGUACCUGGAGCAUUUUGGCUCGGAUCGCAGCCACAUGUGGAACCAGGACGGCGUGCCAGGCUGGUCCAAGCCCGUGCCUCCCUACCCCACCAUCGUCGCAAGAGGCAAGGCACCCUUUCCCAACAAUGGGCAGGUGAACUCGCUGCCGCGCUACUGGGACAUGGAAGCAUUCACAGACGACGCGCGCUACGGCCGAGUCUACUCCGAGGAGGACUUCCUCGCGCUCUUCGGCGGCGUCAUCGGCAACGGCGCCGUCGGCCCCGCCGACGCCUGA